AGCGAGGUGCGCUCCCAGGACACCGUGUUCGUGAUCGGAGGCGCGACCUCCAGCCUGAAGGGUCGCGAGCUGGCCUGGAAGUUUGUACAGGACCGCUGGGACGAGCUGCACACGCGCUACCAGGGAGGCUUCCUAUUGGCCAGGCUGGUCCAGUUCAGCACCAGUGGGUUUGUGGAGGAGUCCCGUGCCCGGGAGGUUGAGGAGUUCUUCAGGCAGCACCCCGCGCCGGCGGCCGAGCGAACCGUCCAGCAGUCCUGCGAGAACAUCCGGCUCAACGCCGCCUGGCUGGCACGCGACGCCGGAAACAUCAGCAACUACCUGAAGACCAGGGCAAGUCUGUAGGCAGCUGGGUUCACUAGUCUCCACCUAGUGUUAGGGUGGUAAAAUUUGGCAGAAACAGGGACUGACUGGCAAGGGGAGCGGGUUUACAAUUAGGGUUUCAUUUUGCCACCAAUAUCAGCAACUACCUGAAGACCAGGGCAAGUCUGUAGGGAGUUCAUUAGCCUACACCAGGCCUUUCUAAGGGGGUAACUGUAGCCUCCACCAGGCAUUUCUGUGGGGGUUAGGAUGGUAGAAUUUGGCAAAAAUAGGGUCUGACUGGCUAGGGGAGUAGAUUUCUUAUCAAACUCCCCUAUCCAAUUAUUUUCCCUAUUUGGCUAUACGUCUAGUAUUCUACUGUUUUGCUGGCAGCCCAUUUUGGCAAUGUCUGAGACCAGUUAUAAAGAGGAAGAGGUUUACAUAUUGUACUUGUUCUGGAUCUUGUUUGCUAAGGAAGUGAGCUUGAAAUUUAGAGCACUGCAAUCCCACCUAAGUCAUACUAUACCUUAAAAAGGAAUAACUCUUUCCCCUUCUCUAAAAUGUACUUCUAGUAGCAGCUACUUGACCAUUUGGUAUCAGUGAGAUACUAAGAGCUCCCAACACAGCUUAUUCUAAUUCUAGAAUGAUCAUGUUUGUACCUUAAAAAAGAGUCGGUAUUCAACCAGUUAUAAAGGAGACAACACCAUUUUCUCCAUUGAAUUUGAUGUGGAACUAUUGUCAUACAAAUUGUGACUGAGGUUACCUUCAAAACUACUUUCAUGUUCACAAAGUUUCGUGUAAACUUUUCAGCU
Molecule: messenger RNA, 1109 nt
Organism: Branchiostoma belcheri (Belcher's lancelet)
Lineage: Eukaryota; Metazoa; Chordata; Leptocardii; Amphioxiformes; Branchiostomatidae
Product: puromycin-sensitive aminopeptidase-like
Exons: 2
Source: RefSeq, a predicted model, not a curated record